AUUUCUGUUGUUGCCAUAAUCUUUUAUCUUUAUAUGUUCGCUUAUUAUUUACUUUAUCAUGUGCUCAAUGUUUCCAAUAAAUGGGUUGUGUUAUUUAAUUCAUUCUUUUAUUCAACUACACAUAUGAUUAAUCCGGUAAUUUAUUUCUCCCUAAAUAAAGAUAUGAGGGCACAAUUAAUUCGGGCAAUUUCUGAUUUUUUACAUUGGCUUUGUUGUGUGGCUGGGGAUGCAAGAUUACACGCAGCUGGGGCUUCUUCCUUUUAUGGCAGGGUCAAAAGAGGAGGGGGAGAGUCUUCCUCUGGUGGAAGUCCUCUCAGAAAAUCGUCAGUUAAUGAAAUGAAUAGAAAGGCAAAAAACAAAAAUUUAUUAAAAAAAUUAUUUUGCAGCUCUGCACAGCCCGGAGACGGUUGGACACUCAGAUAUUUGGUGGCCAGUUAUUGUUCACGUCGUCGUACGUCAAUAGUCCCCCGUGAUUGUUGGAAUCGUUUAAGUGCUUUUAUUUAUCGACAACGGCAACCUUUACAAGAACAACAACAACAAAAAACAAAAAAUAAUAAUUCUAAUAAUACAAUCACUUCUGCUACUACAAUUAUUUUAAAUAAAGAUGGAAAUUUAAAAACAUCUGUUGUUGCAUUAACACCAAAAAUGGCAGAAGAAAUUGGUUUGAGAAAUACAAAACAGAAUAAUUUUGAGGAGAAUAGUGAUACAAUAAUUAGUAGUAGUGGUGGAGGAGGAGGAGAUAAUUUAAAUAAUAAUAAUCGUUUAACACCUUUUAAAGUACAUUUUGUGCCAAAUUAUUUUUAUUGA
This is a messenger RNA of Meloidogyne enterolobii, 807 nucleotides long. NCBI's taxonomy places the organism in Eukaryota, Metazoa, Nematoda, Chromadorea, Rhabditida, Meloidogynidae. The record is from the annotation of a GenBank genome assembly.